Molecule: messenger RNA, 1874 nt
Organism: Manihot esculenta (cassava)
Lineage: Eukaryota; Viridiplantae; Streptophyta; Magnoliopsida; Malpighiales; Euphorbiaceae
Product: ultraviolet-B receptor UVR8
Exons: 11
Coding region: 150-1589 (479 amino acids)
Source: RefSeq, a predicted model, not a curated record
UUUCUAUUGCUCACUUUCCAAAUUACCGCCUUCACCAAGCUAGAAGCCCAAAACACAAACUCACAAAAGCAAGCUGUUUGGUUUUCCGUUCCUUUCUUUCAUUUUCUUUGCUUUUCUUUCAUUUUCUUUUCCUUUCUGUUCUCCUAGACAUGAAUGGGAAGGGAACGUGGGUAGACGAGGGACUGAAAAUGGAGGAAAUAGUGAAGGAUAAGUCGGUUUUUAUGUGGGGAUACCUUCCGGGAGCCUUGCCUCAAAGAGCGCCGAUUUUGUCGCCUGUCGUUGUGCGCCCUGAUGGGUAUACUUGGAAGGACGUUUGCGGCGGUGGUUGCGGUUUCGCCAUGGCUAUUUCUGAGUCUGGAAAGCUUAUUACUUGGGGUUCAACGGACGAUCUAGGUCAAAGCUAUGUGACAUCCGGGAAGCACGGGGAAAUUCCUGAGCCUUUCCCUCUCCCAACUGAAUCUGCUGUCAUAAAAGCUGCAGCUGGUUGGGCCCACUGCGUAGCAACUACAGAUAGUGGAGAAGUUUAUACAUGGGGUUGGAAAGAGUGUAUUCCCUCGGGGAAAGUGUUUGGAGAUCCAUCUUUAGCUGGGGGCUUGGAAAGGGAUGUAUUAGAAAGACAGAGUCCAUUUUUAACAGAGCAAGUGAGCCCACGUUCUCAAGGCUCAAGAUCUAGUGGCGGAAUAGAUAGCCGUAUAAGUGGAGAUGAAACUACAAAGCGCAGGAAACUUUCAUCUGCAAAACAAACAGCUGAAAGCUCAUCUUCCAAUGAUGAGACACUCUCAGCACUUCCAUGCCUAGUAUUGUUGAAUCCAGGGGUGAGGAUAGCUACUGUUGCUGCUGGUGGUCGCCACACUUUAGCAUUGUCAGAUAUAGGACAGGUGUGGGGUUGGGGCUAUGGAGGUGAAGGGCAACUUGGUUUGGGCUCCAGGAUACGCAUGGUGUCGUCUCCUCAUCCUGUACCUUGCAUUGACUCUUCUUAUGGAAAUGAUAGAACUGCAGCACUUCCUCGAGGAGGCCUGACUUCAGAGAGACAUGGUUUUAGAGUUCCUGGAAGUUAUGUGAAGGGGAUUGCUUGUGGAGGGCGACAUAGUGCAGUAAUCACAGACGCUGGAGCACUCCUUACUUUUGGCUGGGGACUCUAUGGACAGUGUGGACAAGGAAGUACAGAUGAUGAGCUGAAGCCAGUUUGUGUAUCGUCAUUGCUGGGCAUACGGAUAGAGGGCGUUGCUGCAGGCUUGUGGCACACUGUUUGCAUUUCUGCUGAUGGUGAUGUUUAUGCAUUUGGUGGAAAUCAGUUUGGGCAAUUGGGUACUGGUGGUGAUCAAGCAGAGACUACCCCAAGGCUCUUGGACGCUCCAAGCUUGGAAGAUGUGAAUGCAAAAAUUGUCUCUUGUGGUGCUCGACACACUGCUAUAGUCACAGAGGAUGCGAAAGUGUUUUGCUGGGGAUGGAACAAGUAUGGCCAGCUUGGGUUGGGGGACGUGAUCGACCGCAACAUUCCUUCUCUGGUUAGCAUAGACGGCUGUGUCCCUCGAAACGUAGCAUGUGGGUGGUGGCACACUGUACUUUUGGCUGAAUCGCCUGCUUGAGUAGCUGACCUGUACAAGCCAUGGCACAGUUUUGUUAGGUUAGAUGUACUUUUGAGUAUGCAUGUAUAUGUAUGUUCAAUAACUGGAAUACAUAUACAUAUGUUUGUUCUUAUUCUUGGUUGGCUCAGUUUCGCCUUGGGUCUUUUUUCUUUUUAACACUAUUGUAAGAGCCAUAUGUUGCAAUUCAGAUGUACAACAUAAUUUAGUUCCCUUUGUGUAUAUAUUCUUAACAGAAUUAAUGGGUUUUUAUCAAAUAGAAAAUCAGAAAAUCAUCUAUAUCUAGAA